AUGAGACUGAUUCUUUUGCUCCUCAUCCUCACUGUGUCAACCCAAGCAGGGCUGCUGGAUGCAGGCAAAGUAAAGGAAUUCUUCAAGGGGAAAGUUCCUUCUAUCUUCGAAAAAGUCAAGGAAAAGAACCAUGACGAAGUUCAAAAAGAUGAGCUACCAUUGAAGCUCUUCGAAAAAACUGGCAUCCUUACACUUGGAAAGAAGCUGACCGAGGUGAGAAGCAAAGUCAUGAAGAAGCUCGAACUCUCAAAGGUUAAGACGGCAGAGAUCCAGGAAAAGCUCAAGGAAGUCGAAGCGAGAAGAGAUGAUUCUAUUGAUAAUGAGGAAGACACGAUAUUCGCGAUUAAUGAGGGCCAAGAACGUAGGCAGGGAGCUCUUCCAGAGCGAUAUCCUCUUGACCAAGUGGGUUACACACUUAUUUUUCGUAAAUAA
Messenger RNA from Cooperia oncophora, 432 nucleotides. Lineage: Eukaryota; Metazoa; Nematoda; Chromadorea; Rhabditida; Trichostrongylidae. The record is from the annotation of a GenBank genome assembly.